AUGUCGUCCGCAGAAGAGUCACCCGCGCAACAGGCCGCCCGCCUACGCCGCGAACGCCGUGAAGCCAAAAUCAAAGCAGGAGGAAGUGCUCGACUGGACAAAAUCACGAGUUUGAGUGGACGGACGCCUGCUAGCAUGCAAGAUGCCUCGCCUUCACCAUCGCCACAMCCMCGCCCUCAAGCCGUACCUACCCCAAAUCCACCUACACAGCCCUCACCUCAAGCAACCAUCCCAUCAGCAGGAGGAGCUGAGCCCGACGCCGAAACCAUCCGUGCGCAACAAGAAUAUUUAAGAGCCCUCCUACGCGCCAACCCACCCGAACAACAAGCCCAACAACAAAUCGACCAAGACCCCAUGAUGAAGGUCCUGAGCUCCAUGCUCGGUGGCAUCCCCGGCGCCGAGAACACAGCUCCUGGUGCCGGGAUGGCACCCCCCAACCAGGGAGAUUUAGGAAUGAACGAUUUGACCUCGGCUUUGGGCAUUCCGCCGCUGCUGUCCAACAUGAUUUUCGGUGGAGGAGCUUCGCAGCAAACGCCGGAGCAGAAGAACAGAGAGAGGAUACUGAAGCUACUGCAUACAUUGUUCGCGUUGGUUAUCGGUGUUUAUCUGGUUACGCUUGUGGGCUCGGCUGUUACGACCUACGGAGUUAACCCGCCGCCACCAGCAACGGCGCAGAAUCCGUUUGUGAUUUUCAUGACUGUCGAACUGUUGUUGAUUGGGGCCCGUGUGGCUUUCGGGAAGACUCAGCAGGGGACGCUGGCUACCGGGCUGCAUAUUUUCAGAACGCUUGUGAGAGAUGGCAGUAUUGCUAUUUUUGCUCUAGGUGCUGCAUCGUGGUGGAAUGGCGGUUGGCAAGUAGCUGCAAGUCAGUAG
Talaromyces amestolkiae is the source of this 873-nucleotide messenger RNA. RefSeq lists its product as uncharacterized. The record is from RefSeq and is a predicted model, not a curated record. The coding region runs from base 1 to 873 and encodes 290 amino acids. Lineage: Eukaryota; Fungi; Ascomycota; Eurotiomycetes; Eurotiales; Trichocomaceae. Gene Ontology annotation, biological process: retrograde vesicle-mediated transport, Golgi to endoplasmic reticulum. The transcript has 2 exons.